Molecule: messenger RNA, 930 nt
Organism: Fomitopsis serialis
Lineage: Eukaryota; Fungi; Basidiomycota; Agaricomycetes; Polyporales; Fomitopsidaceae
Exons: 6
Coding region: 1-930 (309 amino acids)
Source: RefSeq, a predicted model, not a curated record
AUGAAUUCGAAGGUGCAGGCAAGACCGUUGGAAGAUGACAUUGGAACUACGCGGUUCACCGUCCAAAGCUCGGAUGUCCUGGCGGACAUGCGAGUGAACAUCACCGAGGAGGGGUCGGAGAGAGUGAUCUGGUACAAGGCAAGUAUCUCCAUCAUCUACGAUGAAAUAGUGGAACACUUCGUUGAGAAUGGAACGUCGACUCUUCUGUGGACUAUUCAUCGUCCCAAACGAGGCUGGUACAUCCGGCUGCGAACGCCGUCUUUCCCUCCGGACGUGUUCAUUCCGCUCCUACCCCUUCCGCAGACCUCUCCAUACUACCUGGACUCUGCGCUGACAUUUGCAUGUCGAAACCCUCCGCCCUUCUCUCUCACCAUAUCGUCCGUCCUAAACUUUGAGCAGUCCCAGGAAACUGCUGAGAAAGACGCGGACAAGACCCAGGAUAUAACCACCCACGAUGUGCCAAAACUCGGUGGGUACGACUUCAAACCUCCGCCGGGCCGUACCGCCACUUCGUCCCCUCCUGCGAAAUCGCCCAUCACGCAUUUCGUGCUCUCGCCUCAAUCGCGGGUCACACCUCAGCAGGCGGAGAGGAGCUCGUUGUUCACGCGGAUGUUCUCUGCGCUGAAGACCAAUGCUCCUGCGCACUCGUACACCUUCGCUCUGUCGCCCAUCCCAGACCCGUGGGCGCCAUCGACACCAUCCGCGCAAGGGCAGUAUCGCGAUGCAGCGCCGUCAACGCCCAUCCCCUUGCUCACCUUUUUCGACCAGACACCGGUUUGGACGGUUAACUCGGUGUCAGGCGUGAUUGAAAUCGACAUGAAACUCGUCCGGUCGCUCGGAGUGGAGACGAGCUUCUACAUAGCUGUCGCGUUGACCUACCUCGACUUCGUGUCAGACAGGGAGAGUUACCUCGCCGCGUUAAAUGACUGA